UGUGUUUGGCCAUAUUCUCUUUGUGAAGGACACUUUGUGUCCAGGGCCAGGUUCACCUUCACUGCUCAUACAGGGAGAGGCAGAGCGAGGAGCACGGGAGAGAAAGAAAAGAGGUACUGUAAAGAGAGGUGAGACAGGGAGAUUAAGAGAGCGUGAGAAAAGUAAUUGAGAGAGACAGACAGUGAAAGGUGACAGGGGACAGAGAGAGAGAGAGACGUGUGUCCUUCAUGCUCAUCUUGAGGGCCUGUGGAGUAUAACCCUUUCUUCAAAGACAAACGUGUUGGUCAGGGGUUCACCAUGGCAACCAAGACGCUGAUGACACGGGUCCAGGAAGAGCAGUCCCACCAGAUGUCCCACAGCAUGGCACUGGCCUCGCAGAUCAAGAAGAAARCCUUCACCUCCAGUGAUGAGGAGGCUUCCUACUCUGAGUUCUAUCCCAUCAUUCCCGGUGAUGUGAUGUCGGUCAAGGAGAUCCUGAACAUCGGCAAAUUCCCACGGCACAGGACAUGGGAUGUCCUGAAGGAGACCAUGGCAGCAGAUGAACAGGGUCUGAGAACUGGAGAGAAGUGGACCCUGUUUGGAAAUGAGGCUGAGAAAGUGGAGGUGGAGGUGCUCAGGGAACAGCGUUAUGUCCGCCAACGCUGUGACCGCAUGGCCUUGCGUAGGCAGGCUGAGCAGAAGGCUUCCAUCCAUUUGAAGUAUCUGGAGGACCUGAGUCAAAAGGCCCCAGACUUCCCUAUCCCACUGAGAGCCCACAUGGUGUGGGAGGGCAUGGGGGUCAAACUCUCCUGCACCAUCCAGGGAUGCCCACCCCCUAGGGCCACCUGGUAUAAGGACGGAGUACCCCUGAGUGCCUAUGGCCAGGCUUGGAACUACAGUCUGAAGCAGACGUUUGGCCUCAACACGCUGGAAAUCAGAAGCUUUGGCUUCAGCCUGGGCCAAGAUGGUGGCAACAAACACAUGAGUCAUUACCUUCCCCAUCCCCAGAUGCUCUGUUGA
Salvelinus sp. IW2-2015 is the source of this 999-nucleotide messenger RNA. The record is from RefSeq and is a predicted model, not a curated record. Lineage: Eukaryota; Metazoa; Chordata; Actinopteri; Salmoniformes; Salmonidae.